UAAAGUGAAAUUGACAAAAUCCGGAGCAAUCCAGCAAAGGAGAUACAGAGAUGGCUGGUCGGAGCAUCACAUACAUCACCGGCUCUCAGCUUCUCUCUCUCAAAUCCCGCCCUAAUAUUGCCAUCGUCGACGUCAGGGAUGAUGAACGGAGCUCCGAUGGACACAUAGCCGGAUCUCUCCACGUUUCUAGCGAUAAUUUCGUUGACAAAUUGCCCAGCCUGGUUGAAGCUACCAAAGGCAAGGAUACUCUCGUUUUCCACUGCGCUCUCAGCCAGGUUCGUGGACCCAAAUGUGCUCGAAAGUUUGCCGAUUAUCUUGCUGAUGCGGAUAUUGGGGAUGUGAAGAAUAUAAUGGUCUUGGAACGAGGCUACAAUGGCUGGGAAUCUUCCGGAAGGCCUGUUUGCCGCUGCAAAGAGGUGCCCUGCAAGGCUGACCAUAGCUGAUGAAUGUACCACUGCAAGAAAGCAAAUGCUGCUAAUAUAUAAUAUUUUGUUUGAAUAAUGAAUGAUGUAUACUCCAUUUAUGGAAGAUUUGUAUUCUUCUGUGAGGAACACGAAACGAUCAUUACUUACACACACGUAUUUCUCGUAACUUGGUGUGCUUCUUGUUCUAUGUAACCGUGUGGAACUUGGUUCUUAAUGAACCCCAAAGUUUGUCGAUUUGUUAAAUUUGUGAACAA
Erythranthe guttata (spotted monkey flower) is the source of this 679-nucleotide messenger RNA. RefSeq names its product Rhodanese/Cell cycle control phosphatase superfamily protein (gene CDC25). Gene Ontology annotation, cellular component: nucleus; cytoplasm. Gene Ontology annotation, molecular function: protein tyrosine phosphatase activity. NCBI's taxonomy places the organism in Eukaryota, Viridiplantae, Streptophyta, Magnoliopsida, Lamiales, Phrymaceae. The record is from RefSeq and is a predicted model, not a curated record.